AUGAAGAUCUCCGCCCUAUCUCUCCUCCUGAGUGUAUCGGCCUCGGCCGCUUGGAAACCACGCGAGCCCAGAGCCACGGGGUCGAAGCGCCUUGCUUUCAACGAGACCGUUCUUACUUCGGCCCUGUCGCCUUCUUCGAUCUCGGUGCAGUGGAUUGCGACCGAGAACGACGGGGAGUAUGUCUACCAGGAGUCGGACGGGAGCAUCAAGAUCGAGAGCAUCGUCACGAACCGGUCGCAGACUAUUGUUCCUGCUGAGGAGGUUCCGGCCGGGGCCUACAGCUACUGGAUCAGCCCAGACCUCUCCUCUGUGCUCUGGGCGACGAACUACACCAAGCAGUACCGCCAUUCGUUUUUCGCCGAUUAUUACAUCCAGGAUGUCGAGACUUUGGAGUCGGUCCCACUCGCGGAAGACCAGGUGGGAGAUAUCCAGUACGCGACUUGGAGCCCAAGCGGCAACUCUAUCGCUUUCGUUCGCGAAAACAACUUAUGGACAUGGUCUAAUGGUUCUGUGACUGCGAUCACUGAAGACGGUGGACCGGACUUGUUCAAUGGCGUGCCCGACUGGAUCUACGAAGAGGAGAUCCUUGGAGAUCGGUUUGCGCUGUGGUUCUCGCCUGAUUCCGAGCUUCUGGCAUUCCUGACCUUCAAUGAGACCGGGGUCGAAACAUUCACCGUCCAGUACUUCAUGGACGAGCAGGAGAUUGCCCCUCCGUAUCCUCAUGAACUCGAGAUCAGAUACCCCAAAGUCUCCGAGACGAACCCGACGGUCAAGCUGAACAUCCUUCAACUUAGCGAUAACACCGUCUCGGCCAUACCGAUUGAUGCCUUUGACCCGAGCGAGUUGAUCAUCGGAGAAGUCGCCUGGGUGACCGAGACGCACACUGAGCUGGCUGUUAAGGCUUACAACCGCGUUCAGGAUGAAUCGAAGGUCGUUAUCGUGGACACUGCGUCCGGCAGUACCAACAUCGCGCACGAGCGUGACGGGACGGACGGUUGGUUAGAUAACCUGCUUUCAAUUUCAUAUGUUGGGCCUGUGUCGGGGAACUCGUCAUCCACAUACUAUGUUGAUCUCUCCGACCACUCCGGGUGGGCGCACUUGUACCUCUACUCGACUUCAGGCGGCGAUCCUAUUCCGUUGACCCAGGGAGAGUGGGAGGUCACGUCUAUUUUGAGUAUUGAUCAGGAGCGUGAGCUGAUAUACUACCUUUCGACUCAACACCACAGCACCGAGCGCCACCUGUACUCGGUGUCAUACCGAACAUUUGAGAUCACGCCUCUUGUCGACGAUACUGUUGAAGCGUACUGGAGCGCUUCAUUCUCUGCAAAAGCUGGAUAUUAUAUCCUCACAUACGCCGGUCCAAAUGUGCCGUACCAGGAGCUCUACUCUGUGAACCAAACAGCUCCGCUACGUACCCUCACCGACAACGCCGCGCUGAUCGAGAAGCUGGAGGCAUAUGCACUGCCUAACAUCAGCUAUUUCGAACUGACCAUUCCGACUGGCGAGAAGCUCAACGUGAUGCAGCGGUUGCCCGUAGGCUUCUCACCGGACAAGAAGUAUCCCAUUCUCUUCACGCCAUAUGGCGGUCCCGGUGCCCAGGAAGUUAGCAAGAGAUGGCAAUCUUUGGAUUUCAACGCCUACAUCGCAUCGGAUCCAGAGCUCGAGUACGUGACCUGGACGGUCGACAACCGAGGGACCGGUUACCAAGGACGCGAGUUCCGCUCUUUGGUAGCUAGGCAGCUUGGAAACCUUGAAGCAGAGGAUCAAGUCUACGCUGCGACGCAAGCGGCCGAGCUUGACUGGAUCGACUCCGACCACAUCGCUAUCUGGGGCUGGAGCUACGGCGGCUACCUCACGGGCAAGGUUCUCGAGACCGAUAGCGGUGUCUUUACUCUUGGUCUACUAACCGCGCCUGUCUCGGACUGGCGGCUAUACGACUCGAUGUACACCGAACGCUACAUGAAGACCCUCGCGACGAACGCAGAUGGAUACAAUACGACUGCGAUCCGCCAAACUGAUGGGUUCAAGAACGUCGCAGGCGGAUUCCUGAUUCAGCACGGCACAGGCGAUGACAACGUUCACUUCCAGAACUCGGCGGCCCUGGUCGAUACGCUGAUCGGAGACGGGGUAACGCCGGAGAAGAUGCAGGUGCAGUGGUUUACGGACUCGGACCAUAGCAUCGUCUAUAACGGCGGGAAUGCGUUCCUGUACCGACAGCUGGCGCAGAGGCUGUACAAGGAGAAGAACAGGUCGGAGAAGGAGCAGCAUCAAUGGAGCAAGAGGAGGCAUGCUUGGAUGGGUUAG
This is a messenger RNA of Aspergillus mulundensis, 2304 nucleotides long. RefSeq names its product prolyl dipeptidyl peptidase DppIV (gene dppIV). Lineage: Eukaryota; Fungi; Ascomycota; Eurotiomycetes; Eurotiales; Aspergillaceae. Gene Ontology annotation, biological process: proteolysis. The record is from RefSeq and is a predicted model, not a curated record. Gene Ontology annotation, molecular function: serine-type peptidase activity; dipeptidyl-peptidase activity. Bases 1 to 2304 code for a protein of 767 amino acids. The transcript has 2 exons.